This is a messenger RNA of Ricinus communis (castor bean), 1119 nucleotides long. RefSeq names its product J domain-containing protein spf31. The record is from RefSeq and is a predicted model, not a curated record. The transcript is spliced from 9 exons. Lineage: Eukaryota; Viridiplantae; Streptophyta; Magnoliopsida; Malpighiales; Euphorbiaceae. The coding region runs from base 79 to 837 and encodes 252 amino acids.
UUUUCAUAGGGACUGGUAAUUUAAGAACCCCUUCUGGUGCCAAAAGCAGAGCACAAGAAGCAAAAUCGAGAGCGAAAAAUGGGAGACAGAACAUCAUCCACAACCACAGACGACGAUUUGCUUCUCAAAAGCUUCUUCGCUGAAGUUAGCGAAGUCGAGAGAGACAACGAAGUUGCCAGUUAUAGGAUUCUUUCAUGCUUCAAGUUGAAUCCAUUUGAGUAUCUAAAUCUACCAUUUGAUGCAUCUCUAGAGGAUGUGAAGAAGCAAUAUCGUAAGUUAUCUUUGCUGGUUCACCCUGACAAGUGCAAGCAUCCACAAGCAAAAGAUGCAUUUGGUGCAUUGGCAAAAGCCCAGCAGCUACUACUUGAUCAACAAGAAAGAGAUUAUCUUCUUAGCCAAGUUGUUGCAGCGAAAGAAGAACUUCUAGCAAAGAGGAAGAAGCAGUUGAAGAAAGAUACAGCCUCUAAAAUAAAGUCAUUGGUUGAUGAGGGAAAAUAUGAUCAACUGUAUGAAAGGUCCGAGGAGUUUCAGCGGGAGCUCAAAUUAAAGGUUCGAGAACUAUUAACUGAACAAGAAUGGCGCAGGAGGAAAAUGCAAAUGAGGAUAUCAGAAGAGGAAGGUAGACUAAAGAAGGAUGAAGAAGAACAAAAAGAGAUUUGGAAGAGAAAGCGUGAACAUGAGGAGCAAUGGGAAGGAACAAGAGAACAAAGGGUUUCAAGCUGGAGAGAUUUCAUGAAGACUGGGAAAAAGGGUAAAAAGGGCGAAAUUCGACCACCAAAACUAAAGACUGAGGACCCUAACAAAUCUUAUGUUCAAAGGCCUGUAAAGAGAGCUUAAUCAUAUUGUUUUGGUCUCUUGAGGGCUAUGACAUUGGCAACCGAGUGUUCCUUAUUCAAAGAAGGCUUGGCGUGCAGCUUUCAAAUUGUACUAGUAUAUGUCCUGGACUCUUGGUAGUAAAAGGACUAAUACAUUUGACAAGGGACUUGGUUCUUUUUCUUGUGCCAUGUUUAGUGAAUUAAAGCAGAUAUAUAAUGUAUUUACUGAUGUGUUUUAGAUGAUAGUGGCUGUGGACCUGUUAACUGACAAUUACCAUUCUUAUUCUUUUAGCUUUCUCAUCAA